AAUAGCAGGAGUGCAGCGCCCGCUCGCCUUGUGGGCUCGUCCGGCUCCAUAGAAACGGUCAGUCAGUGACAUGACACGUCUGGUGACGAAAACAAGAGCCCCGGGCCGUACCCCUCUCUCCGCUCCCUGGCAGCAUGUCUACCCUCGCCUCCUGCCUCCAGCCCUUCCGGCACCGGCGUCCUCCUGCCUAGCUAGCGUGUGAAUUGCUGAGGGGUGGUUUUUUUUAAGCACUUUAACAGUAGGUCUCCCUGCUUGCUCUCCAGAGCAGGGACCGCCUCUGCUAGAUGUUUGUACAGUACUCUGGCCUCUAGAGGAAAAGAGCAGAAGCUCAACUUUUUUCCAUUGCAGGUUACCUUAGUGCUUUCCAUCAGCUUGCCCCAGAGCCAGGAUUUGCUAUAGUCGGUCCUGGUUCACUUUUUUUUCUUAAAGCUCUGCUAUGCCAAAGAAACCACUAAAAAGUAUCGCACCUGUCUUGCUAUCAGACAGAAAAAAAAUAUAUAUAUAACUUUGAAAUGUUAAGAACUUCAGUUACACUAAUAACCCAGUUUUCAAGGGUAAAAACUAUUAGUCUUUAACAUUGGGAUUUUUAAAAGCACUCAGUAUUGGCUGAACUCUGCUCUUAUGAAGUCAGUGGUAAAAGUCCCAUUGACUUCAGUAAGAUCAGUGUUUAGCUAACAUGGAAUGCUUUUGAAAAUUCCCUUCUAAAUGGUUUGAGAUAGUGGCUUUUAAUCGCCUUUAAUAUGAAGGGAGUGAUAGGAGAGCAAAAUAAUAAUGUUUCAUGCCCUGCCAGGAAUAUAUGAGUACAGUUUGUUCUGGUACAAAUCUUUUCAGAACCAUAAUAUUUUCUAGGAAUUAGUGCUGGAUCAGAAAGAAAAGUUGAUUAUUUUUUGUUCUUUUAAUUUCUCUCUUCCUCUGCUGCUGUUAAAUUUGUAACUAUGAAAACAUUUUAAGAUACUGUCUUUCAUAGAAACUAUGAAGUACAGUUUGAUUUUGAACAUUAGGCAUUAUCAAAAUUGCUGAUUUAUUCUAGGUCAUUAAGGCUUUCAGCAGCUGCAGUUGUAUUCUUUCAGGAGACAAUAAAACAAGCAACAUGAAGUCUGUAUUAGUGGCCCUAUAAUUCAGUCUAUCUUAAAAUAUUGUACCCAUUGAUUCUUCUUAGCACAUCUGCAUUGUGCCUCAGGGGGCACGUGAUCAGGCUUCAUCACUGAAUUUGGUCUGGUGGUUGGAUCAUUAGCACAGCCCUGAAAAUCUGCAGUUAUCUGCUUUAUAUCUGCAGAUCAUGUUUGCAGAUUGGAUGCAGAUAUACAUUUUGUAUCUGUGCAAGGCUCUAAUCAUUAGUUUCCCUUGGUCUGGGUGCUGAUGGGGAGUGCAACACAAAUGCUGAUCCAUGCUGCCCACCCAUUGACUGACAGAUUCUAUAAUUUCCAUUCUUAUUCUUGUUCCAUUUUGUUACUUGGGAUGAGAUGAAGACUAUCUGAAAAUUCCCAUUCUGCUCUUAAGUAACCAUCUUUGUGUAAAAUGGCUUGAUUUAGCAUUGUUAUUAGCUCAAGUAAGGGGAAAGUGCGGACUUCUCUUCUAGUAUUGUUACAAGAAUGGUGAUGGGCCACAGAAUCUGUGAAUUGCACAGUUGGGAACAUGAUUUUCCAUAUAUCUCUCUAAACAGUACAAAGACUGAGAAGAAUGAAUUUAUAGGUAAAGGUUCUGAGCCACCUUGUGGUGAGUGUGUAGAAUUUAAAAAGUUGAAAGACAAGACACUUUAAAACUGGAAUUCAUAAUGAAAAAGGCACAGCUUGAGAGACAUUGUCAUGAGAAAAAGCAUGAAUAUAUGUUAUCUUCUAAUACAUGUUUUUGAUUCAGUUGUAAAUACCUUUAUGUUGAAAGAAAAUGUAUCCUAAUUUAAUAUCUGUUUAGCUGCUAACAGCAUAAUCAGCAUAUUAUGAUUUUUCAAAAAUACCUUUUGGGGACCAACUACAAAAGUAUCCUAUGAGCUAUUUCAACUUGUCUCUACUGCUCCGACUGUUAAAAUAUAACAACCCUAACCCGAAUGUUAAAAUAUACUAAGUAUUCUCAUUAACUCUUCAGCUACGUUUUAAUAGCUAGUCUAAUCAUCAUAUCUUUUUCCGUAAUCUUUACAGCUUUCCCAUGUUUUAUGUCUUGCCGUGUGCCUUUUCUUAUGUUUGAUUACUUUUAAACCUUACUUAUAUUGCUGUCUACAGAGCCAGCCAGUGAUUUCAAGAAGUUAGAGCAAUUGCCAGUGUUAGCUGUGUUCCUUUGGUUGUGUUUUAAUUGAAGUCUCAGCAAUUGAUAAUGAUGAUUAAGAUCCCAAUGGUGAAGAUCUGAAUAUCUGCAGUAAGCCUUUGGAUUGCUUUGUUUCACCAAAGCAAUGGCUUGUCAAGAGUUUACUAUCUUGUACACUCAUCAGAAGACAAAGAAAUCAAAAGUUUGGCAAGAUGGAGUUUUGAAGACCAGUAUUGGAGGAAAUAAGGCAACUUUAUUCGAUGACAGAGGACAAUGUUUGGAGAGUGUAUUUGUUAAAUCUCAGGUGAAACCUGGAGAUGACUUAGAAAGUGAUCGAUAUUUGAUCACAAUUGAAGCAGCAAAAGUUACUGAAAACUGUGGUAGUGAGCAGCCAAAGAAAACAGAAGCUCCUAUAUUGAACAGAAAUAGUUUGAAGCCCACUGGUCUAUCUUUGCCACAUCUACCUGUUGGCUUGAAAAGGAAACAUACUGGCUUCCAGGGGCCACGUCAAGUUGAAAAGAAAAUGGUGCCAAUGGAAGAUGAUGCUGCAAUAAUAUCCCCUUCAUCUAAGUGGUCUCAGUCUUUCUUUCCAUCUCAGUUGCAUAUCACCUCUCCUUUAUUUUCUACUACUUGCAAGAAAGAUGCAGAAACUAAUUUACCGUCACACUCUAAUAAUGAUGCUUGCGCAAGUAGCAAUAGAGACGGUAUGUCUGUCUCCUCACUGGUUUCCACUUCUUAUAUUGGCAUUCCCAAAGAAGUGAUACACAAUGGAAACCACAGCAUCUCCAUUUCUGAACAGAUGGAAUCAAAUUGUCAGAUAAUCAAUGGUGAGGCAGUCUCACAGAACAUCAGGAGCAAAGCACAGAUUAUAGCACUUCUGAAAUCCAAGCCAACACAACUGUGCAAAGAGCAAAAACCUUCUGAAAUCACACAGUGUUUUUCUGGAUGUCAGCCAUCAGAAAGCACAGGCAUUUUAUUUAAACGAAAGAGUGAAACUCUAUCUGAACAUAUGGAUAACUCUGACAGAGAAAGCACCAAGAAUAUACAGCACCGGUAUACUACAAAGAAAAUAACUAAUAAUCAUUGGGAUGUUUAUAUGCUGCCAAAUUCAGUGGAACUGUCUUGUGAUGAAGAAGUCACAGAAAGGAGACAUGACAAAAGAACUAAUUUAGGUUUGGAUUUACAAGACCCUUACAAUCCAAAGGUUUCACAGUUUGAGACAGCUUUUGUGCAGCCUGUUGAAAAAGAGCUAAAUUACAGUUGCAUGAAACUAACAGAUCAUGAGAGGCAAUACAGCUGGGAUUGUAAAAUAGCUUCUCAAGCAUCUGCAUCCAGCAGAAGUGACUGGGCAAUUCAACUGUCAACUAUUAAUGAAAGUUCUGGCAAAGACCAACCAAAUACUUGUGUAUUAUCUGAAUCAAACAUAAAUAAAGAGAGUAACAUUCAAUUUGUCUCAUCUUCGGAAGAGAUUUAUUCUAGAAGCACAAAUGGGUCCAUUACCUUUGAAACAAAUCUCCCCAAAUCCAAUGAACAUGCAGUAACUGAGAGUCUUAAAGAUUCAGCAGUUUCUUCUGCUCAGUCACAAGGUCAGCUUCUGCCAAGAAUAAAUUCAGGAAGUGUAGUUAAUGAAUCUAGGAUUUCUGGGGAAGUAACAUGGGCUGGUCCUGGAGUUAUAAAUGAGGAAUUAACUGUAUGUGGAGAUGUUAGUGAUAAAGCUGAACAGUUCAUGGAAAUUAACUUCAAUCUGUUGGAUGCUUUUGAUUUUAGUGACACAGAAGAUAAAGUAGUUUGUGAAAGUAAUAUGUUUUCACAGGGUUCAGCAUGCUUGACAAAGGGAGCUAUGGCACAAAAUGGCGAGAGGAGGGUUCAUAGGAACUGUGAAGUAAUGCUACAUAGUAAUGAGGAAAGAGUUGUCAAAUAUUCAACAAUGCUGGGAGAGAGAGAUGAUAAUCAGAUCAGAGAGUCUCUGCCAUUAAAACUUUGUGAUGAAACCUAUGAAGAUUUUGACAAGAGCAUGAAAGAUGCUCCAACUCCUUCUUUGAUUGAAUUGGGACACUCAGAAGCUGAAAACAUUGUAAAAGGGAUGAGUGCAAGUACAUUAAAUAUUGAAACCACUGGCAGUAAGAAAGGCUUUGAUUUCUCACCAGUGUGUACUGUUAGUGACUUACUAGUGAAUAAAAAGUGCUCUGAUGAUUUUGUGCACAGUGGAGUCAGUAAUUGUGAAUGUGAUGCUAAGAACAACAAGUUUGAGAAAACUAAUAUUGUUUCAUAUAUUCCUGCUACUUUACAGACUUCUGUCAUGGACAAAAAUCCUGAAAAAGAUGUUCUACAUCUUGGAUGCACAAAUUCCCAGGAUAAUUCUUUAGAAAAUUACUUGGGUGCUAGUGGUGAUGACAUUAAACCAGUUAGUUCUUUACUAGCCUUACCACUAAAGGCUUGCAAUUCCAAUGACCCAUGCCAGUAUAUUACAAGUAAAUAUUGUAUUGCAUUUGAUACAUUAGAUAAAGAACAUACUCAGGUUUCCAGAACUGCCACUUAUCCUUUAACAAAAGGGCAUUCAUCUUCAAAGGGCGCCGGAAUAGGUGAAACGGAGUUUGAAAACGGAUCAAGCAUCAUGCCUUCAAUCCAUGAAGCCAGGGAAGGUGAAAGAAUGGGAACUGAUUGCUUGAAACAUUUGGAUCAAAUUGAUAAUUCCUCAGGGCUUCCUGAGUUGGCAAAUGGCAUCGCUCUUUUAAGAUCUUUGACUGAACAUAAGACCGCAUUAGAAAGCUUACAGAUGAUGGAGGACAAUAAUAGUUUGCUGUAUCGACGGGAGACUACUAAAGAGAAAAGUGAACCAGCUGAAGAAUUGGAAGCUAGGCAACAGUUAGCUGAAGUCUCUUAUUCAGAAGAUAUGCAGACAUCUUAUUUCUACUUUGACUCUCCUGAAUUGAUGCAAUCUUCCAUGAACAAAGGAGAGAAAUCUGUUGCUGCUCUCCUAGCUGUAGUACCAGGCCAGGAAACCUUUGUCCGCCAACCAAAGUCCCCAGGCUCAAGAAGUCUUACAGAAGAUGAUCUGAACUUUAUUACAGAAGAUAAUUUUCAGAAGAAAUCUGACUUUAUUGAAGACGCAAUCCCCAGUGCAUCUUCAGCGAUGUUGAAUUUUACAUCAUCUUCUCAUUCUGAUUUUAAUUUGGGACUGACACAGUGGACUUCUUGGGAGCCCAACAAGGUGUUCUCAUCAGUGCAGCAGGUUCCUUCGUUGAAUUCUGAUUCUAUGUCCCCAACUCCAAGGAGUGAAGAAAAUAGGAUAGAUGUACAAGAACAGAAGUCCCUGACAUCCAGAUGUUUGCCAAGUGAUAAAGAAAAUUCAGCAUACUUUUUCAGAAUAGAGGAGUCUUCCUGUUCAGGAGAUGGCAACCUCUCAAGACUCCCGUCCACACUUAGAACAAGAAUGCCACUUAUCACUGUUCCUUCCACUGAGGAGAUUCCUGACUCAGAAGUUUAUUAUUCAGGUGUAAUUGACUGUGAGGAAGUCCAGCAAUCCUUUGGUUCUCCAACAGUCAACUUUUAUGACAAGUCAGCAGAAUUUCCUGUCUGUGCUUUUGGGCCUGAGGACAAGAAGUAUGAAACUUCUGUGCCUGUAGAGUGCUUGGAAGAAAGACAAGGGGAGUUUAUACAGCCAGCGUUUUCUAAUGCGACUUCACAAAACAGACAAAGCAAGUGGCUGAAAUAUCAAAACACGGCUCAAUGUGAUUUGAUAACUCAAAACAGAGGUGAUGUGAAAGUGACUGAUUACUUCUGUGCUGAGAAUGUCUUUGGAAUGUCACUUGCUGACACUAGAGAGAGUCAGAGUGAUGCCAUGAAUAAAAGCCUUCCAGACUCUGUGCAUCUGCAAAUGAUAAAAGGCAUACUUGGUAAACACGGCCGAAAUUUUAGCAGCCAAGAUUCUGUUUCAGAAGGGAAGAUACUUUCUCUGCACUUAAACCAGAUUCCUAUUGCUGAAGAAGCACAAAAGGUGUUAGGUCAGCUGACUCACCGUGGCUUUUUAAUGCCUCAUUUUGUUACUUUGCAGGAUAUAUCUAUCUCUGAGCUGUCUUUUCCGAGUGGGGAUAAAGUAAAAUGUACUAAUCUUCCUAAAAGGCAGACAUAUAUACCUACUGUGUUUCAGUCUUAUGUUCAUUACAAACAGAUCUUUACAGCUGCUUUGACAGAGCAAUUAAAUAUAUUGCUUUUUGAGCUGUCACAAAGGCUACAUAAGGCUCUUUCCAAAGUGAACACAUCAUUUUGCACUUCAGUGAAAGAUGGUCAAGAGGAAAGUAAGGAAAACUGUGUUCCACUUUGCAAUCACAAGCAUCCAGCAAAGCUUGUUAUGGUUAAAAAAGAAGGUCAAAAUAAGGGUCGCCUUUUUUAUACCUGUGAUGCCCCAAAAGCUGACCAGUGUAAGUUUUUCAAGUGGAUAGAAGAAGUGAACCCAGGACAGCUAAAAUCCAGACCCAGUCUAGUGCUUCAUGAUAUAAAGAGUAUUGGAGCUUACCUCAGAUUGCAAAAGAUUUCUAUCUAUGAGGAAUGCCAACUUUUGGUGAGAAGAGCCUUUGAUGUUCAAAGAAAACAUUGCAGUAAGCUAAAGAAAUCAAUGAUUGCAAAUGCCAGAUUUGAUGGGGAUUCUAAAAGCAAGUUAUAUCUUAAAUUGAGCAGAAAGGAAUACUCCUCUGUGUACAGCAAAGAUGAUCUUUGGGUUGUUUCAAAGACUCUAUACUUUGAAUCCCUGGACACUUUCACUGCAUGUAGUGCUUUCUUUGGACCAUCAUCUAGCAAUGAAGUUGAAUUAUUGCCUCUGAAAGGCUAUUGUCCCUCAAACUGGUGCUCAAAUAUGAUUGUUUAUGCCUUGCUGGUUUGUAAUGCUAGCACUGAGCUCACAACUUUGAGAAAUAUCCUGGAGUACUUCAAUCCAGCUACUCUACCACUAAUGAAGUACCUACUAAAAACGCCUUUCAGAGUUGAACAUGCUAACAGAGUCAACAAAAGAAAAUUUAUUCCGCCAGCUUUAAAUACCAAGAGCACAAUGAAGUGUGGACUUCUCAGUCCAGAAGUAACACUGGGAUUGGCCCAAAAAAUGAUCCAGUUAUUCCAACUGAACCCAGAUCAAGCUUCAGCACUGAUUCAGAUAGCUCAGAUGAUGGCAUCACAUGAAAAUGAUGCACAAAUGGAAAAACAGGCCUUCCCUAUCACAAUCAUACAUGGUGUUUUUGGAGCUGGAAAGAGCUAUUUGCUGUCUGUUGUAGUCUUGUUCCUGGUACAGUUAUUUGAAAACAGUGAAGCAGCUGAAGGCUCAAGACCAACCCCAUGGAAACUUCUGAUUGCUUCUUCCACUAACGUUGCUGUUGAUAGGGUACUUCUUGGUCUACUGGAUCUUGGAUUUGAGGACUUUAUCAGAGUUGGAAGUGUUAGAAAAAUUGCCAAGCCAGUUCUUCCUUACAGCUUACAUGCAGGCUCUGGAAGUGAAAAUGAACAAUUAAAAGAACUGCUUGCCUUGAUGAAAAAAGAUUUAACUCCAGCAGAAAAAAUAUAUGUGAGGAAGAGUAUUGAUCAUCAUAAGCUGGGAACCAAUAAAGCUAUUCUGCAACAGGUGAGAGUGGUUGGAGCAACCUGUGCUGCCUGCCCAUUCCCUUCCAUGAAUGACCUUAAGUUUCCUGUGGUGGUGCUGGAUGAGUGCAGUCAGAUGACAGAACCUGUUUCUCUCCUUCCCAUUGCAAGGUUUGAGUGUGAAAAGCUGAUUCUAGUUGGAGACCCUAAGCAGCUUCCACCAACUAUUCAAGGGUCUGAAGGUGCUCAUGAUAAUGGAUUGGAGCAGACUCUCUUUGACCGGCUUUGCUUGAUGGGACAUGAUGCAAUCUUUCUUAGGACACAGUAUCGCUGUCACCCUGCUAUUAGUGCUGUAGUCAAUGAUCUGUUCUAUGAAGGAAAUCUGUUGGAUGGCAUUUCAGAGAUGGACAGAAGUCCACUAUUGGAUUGGCUUCCAACAUUAUGUUUCUUUAAUGUUAAUGGGACAGAGCAGAUUGAAAGAGAUAAUAGCUUUUAUAAUAUGGCAGAAGUUUAUUUUAUAAUCAAGCUUAUCCAGUCUCUGAUUGCGAGUGGAAUAGAGGGAUCUAUAAUUGGGGUGAUUACACUAUAUAAGUCACAGAUGUAUAAGAUUUAUAAUUUACUUAGUGCUGUACACUCAGAUGCUCUUGAGAUUAAAGCCAUCCAAGUGUCUACUGUAGAUGCAUUCCAAGGAGCAGAAAAGGAAAUCAUUGUUUUGUCUUGUGUGAGAACAAAACAAGUUGGGUUCAUAGACUCAGAAAAGAGAAUGAAUGUUGCUCUGACAAGAGGAAAGAGGCAUUUGUUGAUUGUGGGAAAUCUGGCCUGUUUGAGUAAGAACAAACUAUGGGGAUGCGUAAUUCACCACUGUGAAGGAAGAGAUAAUGGAUUGCAACAUGUAAGCCAGUAUGAGGAUCAACUGAACAACAUUCUUAAAUAUUACUUGGAGAAAAAGAAAGAAUAAGCAAAAGAAAGAAAUAAAAAAAAUCUCUUUCACAGCAGGAAA
Dermochelys coriacea (leatherback sea turtle) is the source of this 8803-nucleotide messenger RNA. It is a transcript of the gene ZGRF1, whose product is annotated as zinc finger GRF-type containing 1. The record is from RefSeq and is a predicted model, not a curated record. The transcript is spliced from 28 exons. Gene Ontology annotation, cellular component: site of double-strand break; nucleus. Gene Ontology annotation, molecular function: zinc ion binding; helicase activity. Bases 2384 to 8761 code for a protein of 2125 amino acids. Gene Ontology annotation, biological process: double-strand break repair. Lineage: Eukaryota; Metazoa; Chordata; Testudines; Dermochelyidae.